GUCGUGUCCUGCAUUCAUCUAACGUACGUGAUCUUAAGCUCGGUCUCAUGCGGCCCCUACGGCUAUUUACAGACGGCUACUAGAACUGCAGUGUCGUGGCACAGGCUGUCGGUACGGCCCCAUAGGGCAAAGUUCCCCGUCUAUGCGCGCUCAUUCGGAUGGUCCCACUCCUAGCUGCUUUCGGCGAACUACCCCGAAUACGCGGAGUUCAUUCGAAGUGUAUAUAAACCGUGCACUUGGGGUGUGAACAUGGGGUGUGAACAUUGAACGCCCGGCAAGAACUACACGCACACUUCAGUGGCCACCUCUUCCAUCGUAAACAAUGUUGAAGCUGGCUCUGAGCUCGUUGGUUCUGCUCUUUUCCACCGCCAAUGCUCUCCAACUCCAUAAUCUGACUUAUCGGUAUUAUCAAGGAGAGACGCUCACUGAGAACUGGCAAAGCCAGUCCGGAGAUCCUGCCAGUUUCUCCUUGCUGCUCCAAUCCACAGCGCGACAAGCCCCGCCGGAAACCUUUGCGCUCGUUGCCGAUGUCUCAACCGCCGAGGGAUCGGUGUCGUUCACUGUACCCGAUGUCAGCGAUGGACUUUACGUCUUGAACGCAGUGAAUGUGACCAACGAUAACGACAUAUACUCUCAAACCGCGUCGUUCUAUGUUUCGUAGAUCAAGGGAAACGAGGGGCCGAUCACGUAGGCUCGAGUGAAGACUGUUCAGUGCUUGGAUAUUGCUUCGGCGUAUAGUAAUCAUUCAUGGUUGUUCUCUGCGCAAUUUUGUCAGUCAAGCCGCUUUGGGAGUUUUACAAACCUCAGCUUCAAUGGAUGAACUCCAGCAUGAGUCAAUGAUAUCAGGGCCUCUCGGCCGGUUGAGUACAUAUUUGCUUCUCGUCCUUUGCUCCGAGUCGCCGCCUUGCCACUGCCUGAGCAGCAGCCGGCCCGGGGCCGCAAUGUCCUCGAUACUUCCGCAUAUCUGUGAAAUAAACACCAUUAUCUCGAAGACAUAUAGUCCAGUUGUUCCUCUUUGCAUCUGGAUUGAGACCUUCGACUUACUAUGUGAGACAGUUGAAACAACUCGGUCC
Fomitopsis serialis is the source of this 1073-nucleotide messenger RNA. RefSeq lists its product as uncharacterized. The transcript is spliced from 4 exons. Bases 323 to 661 code for a protein of 112 amino acids. Lineage: Eukaryota; Fungi; Basidiomycota; Agaricomycetes; Polyporales; Fomitopsidaceae. The record is from RefSeq and is a predicted model, not a curated record.